AUGCUCUCAGUGCUACAGAAAACCAUCCGGCCAGUUCAGGUUGCCAGAGGUGUGCAUCAGUCUGCAGUUCAGGUCCUGAAGCAGCCGGGUCCUGAGGACACGGUCACAGGAAGUUUUGGGAGGUUCAUCAGUGAAAUCCAGCCCCAGCAUUUGUCUCCUGUUGUGUUCCAGCGCAGUAAAAGGAUGGUGCUGGACAGCAUCGGGGUCAGCCUCAUUGGAAGCACAACAGACGUGUUUGAACUGGCCCUGCAGCACUGCCAGACUCACUCCAUGGACUUUGAUGACACCUGGCAUCCAGCAACUCAUCCAUCAGGAGCCGUCCUUCCUGCUGUGUUAGCUCUCAGUGACAUGAUGCCAGCCAGCUGUAAACCCAGUGGUCUGGACUUCUUACUGGCAUUUAAUGUUGGCAUCGAGAUCCAGGGUCGCCUGAUGAGGUUCUCCAACGAAGCUCGCAAUAUUCCUAAAAGGUUUCAUCCUCCCACUGUGGUUGGUCCUAUGGGAAGUGCAGCAGCCUCUGCUCGCAUCUUGUCUCUGAAUCCCUCUCAGUGCAGUCAUGCCUUGGCUAUAGCUGCUUCCCUGGCUGGAGCUCCGAUGGCUAACGCUGCCACUCAAUGCAAGCCCCUUCACAUCGGCAACGCCUCACGUCUGGGGCUUGAAGCCGCCCUUCUGGCCUCCAGAGGCCUAGAGGCCAGUCAUCUGGUCUUGGAUGCUGUUGCAGGAGUGGCUGGCUUUAAUGCUUUUUAUGAAGAUUAUGUGCCACAACCUUUAGAUUCACCCCAUGAUGGCCAUGCAUUCCUGUUAGAGGAGCAGGACAUGGGCUUCAAGCGCUUCCCUGCCCAUCUGGGGAUGCACUGGGUGGCAGAUGCUGCAGCUUCUGUCCACAAGCUUCUUGUGGGAGUUGGUCCUGGAAAGGUCUUCACAGAUCAAGUCCAGGACAUCUUGCUCAGAGUCCCCCUAUCUAAAUACAUCAACAGGCCUUUUCCUGAGUCAGAGCAUGAGGCUCGUCAUUCCUUCCAGUUUAACGCCUGCAGCGCUCUCCUGGAUGGUGAGGUGACCGUGCAGUCCUUCACCCCAGCUGCCAUGAGCCGCCCUGAGCUGCAUGCUCUGCUGAGCAGAGUUCGGCUAGAGCAUCCCCAUGACAACCCUGCUAACUUCAACCUGAUGUACGGAGAGGUCCAGGUCACACUUGUAGGAGGAGACAUCCUGAGAGGACGCUGCGAUACCUUCUAUGGUCACUGGCGCAACCCACUGACCAUCGAGAGCCUGAGGAAGAAGUUCAGGAGCAACGCAGAAGUGGUGCUUCCAUCAGAGAAGGUUGAGCGGCUGGUUGAGGUGGUGGACAAGCUGGACAGACUUGGAGACUGCAAGGACCUGCUCUCACAGCUACAAUAAAGAUUAGCAAACCUACACUACAAAGCAACAGGGCAGAGUAACCUUAAAAUGAGAUAAAAAGCAUAUGGAACUUUAUAUUUAUACUGAAAAUACUUUAUCAUCAGGAAAUGCUUCUUUUAUUAGAGAACAAAGACAUUUAAAUACUUGCUGGUAUGUCAGGUUGUAUAUCUUUAAUCUACACUAGAGAAAUCUAAAAGAAAUCUUCAAUGUGAAUGAAAUAGAAUGUGAUCAAAGCAAUGUAGGAAAAUGAAUUGCAUCUGCACUGGGUAUGUUCAGGUAUUAAUGUUAUUUGCGCAUUUAUUUAACAUUUGUAUAUAUUUUAUGGCUAAAUCAAUUGUUCAU
Messenger RNA from Girardinichthys multiradiatus, 1734 nucleotides. RefSeq names its product cis-aconitate decarboxylase-like. Lineage: Eukaryota; Metazoa; Chordata; Actinopteri; Cyprinodontiformes; Goodeidae. The transcript has 5 exons. Gene Ontology annotation, molecular function: lyase activity. Bases 1 to 1392 code for a protein of 463 amino acids. The record is from RefSeq and is a predicted model, not a curated record.